AUGAGCCAGGCACAAUAUAUGCUUGCGAGUGAUAAUCUUACCAAAGAUCAACUCAGAAAAUAUAAUGUUAGCGAAUUACAGAGCGUUUUGACUUCUGUUGGCCUUCCUUCUGCCGGAAAAAAGCAUGAACUUGUAGAUCGAGUUUAUCAAUUCUGGAGAAGUAUUGAAACACCUGAAUCAGAAAAACCUGUAGUUCCAACUUCAUCAAUUUCAUUUAAAGUUCCCGAAUCUCCAAAUAUUUUAGAAAUUCGUAGUAGACUUGAAGCUAUUGGACCACUUAGAGCUAUGCUAUUUAUACCAAAGGAGCUUAAAUGCUAUGCUAUGUAUAGAACCCCAGAAAAUGCUCAACGAUUUUUGGAUUUAUGCGAAAAUUUGAAUUAUCAAGAAGCAGAAUUUAUUUCAGAAAACGAAAUCGACAGAUUUGCUAAACACAACGAUCUUAUAGCAGAAAGUUUCCAAGUUUCGAACACUGUACAAAAAACGUUCAAUAAAACCUCAUGCGAACCUAGAAUUUACUGGUGCCCUGCUAGUGAUUACGAAUAUAGCGAUUCUGAAGAAUAA
Molecule: messenger RNA, 561 nt
Organism: Trichomonas vaginalis G3
Lineage: Eukaryota; Parabasalia; Trichomonadida; Trichomonadidae
Product: SAP domain family
Exons: 1
Coding region: 1-561 (186 amino acids)
Source: RefSeq, a predicted model, not a curated record